Molecule: messenger RNA, 369 nt
Organism: Didymodactylos carnosus
Lineage: Eukaryota; Metazoa; Rotifera; Eurotatoria; Philodinida; Philodinidae
Source: the annotation of a GenBank genome assembly
AUGGUUCUACGAAAAUACGAAGCUUUUAAUACACAAGACACAUUUCCAAAUGCCUUUACUUCAUCAAUUGUACUAUCAAAAGCAGAUGAAUCUGUAUUGAUUAUCGAUGGUGAUGCUGGCGAAGAAUUUCAAAAGUUAAUUGUCGGAAAUCGUGGAAAGGAUACAGCCGUACCAUAUAUAUUAUUGAAUUCGAAUCAAACUGAACCAGAUACACGCAUGUUUCUGCGUUUGAAUGAUACUUGUCAACAACCAGAUAUUCAAAAAGUAGUCAUUAGUCCUACAGAUACAGACGUUACCAUACUAUCAAUUGCAUAUGCAUCCCAAUAUUCGCUAAAAUUGCAUGUCCAUAGUUGCACAUCACGUAAAUGA